GCUACUUCACCUUCCCCGCCGCCGACUCGAAGAACAUUAAAGAAAAUCACUGCACCAACAAUUUCACCAAUUUCCACCGAAAAGCAAAAAACGACUCCUGCUUCCCGAAGACGCCCUCCCACGAACUGACCCCAACUCCAUCCCACGAACGCACAAACCCCUUAGGGCCAACCACCACUCUGUUACCCAACCGAUCUCCUCGAUUUCCACAACUCCCAAGCUUCGAUAUCCUCCUUCGAACAGGGUUCCAUUGCGUCUCGCGCCCGUGCUUGACCGGUAUCGCACACCUCCAUCCCUGAGGAUCAAUUCUCCCCCCCUUCUCCGAUCGCGUUUGGUGAUUUGCCCACCAAUUUUCGAAAUCCCAACAUUACCGCACUGUUGCGCACUCUCGGUUGCGCAUUCCCCACGGCCUCCGAUCAACCCCAACAACAACCACAAUGACAGACAGCCUCAUCGACAAGCUCAAGGCCUCCACUCUAAACGAUGGCUCGGGCCCUGAGGACUGGAAGAUGAACCUAAGGCUUCCUGCGAAGGACACGAGGCAACAGACAGAGGACGUGACCAACACGAAGGGCUUGGACUUUGAGGACUUUGGUCUCAAGCGUGACCUGCUUAUGGGCAUCUUCGAGGCUGGGUUCGAGAAGCCAUCCCCCAUUCAAGAAGAGAGCAUACCGGUAGCUCUCACCGGUCGCGACAUUCUCGCGCGCGCCAAAAACGGCACCGGCAAGACCGCCGCUUUCGUCAUCCCCGCCCUGGAAAAGAUCAACCCCAAGGUUUCCAAGAUCCAAUGUCUCAUCCUCGUCCCGACUCGCGAACUGGCAAUGCAGACAUCCCAGGUGUGCAAGACGCUCGGAAAACAUCUCGGUAUCAACGUCAUGGUCACAACAGGUGGAACUGGGCUUCGGGACGAUAUUGUCCGGUUGCAGGAUCCCGUCCAUAUUGUGGUCGGAACCCCCGGAAGAAUCCUCGACUUGGCUGGCAAGCAAGUUGCGGACCUCAGCGAAUGCCCUAUGUUCAUCAUGGAUGAAGCCGACAAACUACUUUCUGUGGAGUUCACGCCCGUUAUUGAGCAGCUUCUGAGGUUCCACCCCAAGGACCGCCAGGUCAUGCUCUUCUCCGCCACCUUCCCCAUCUCGGUCAAGGAUUUCUCGGACAAGAACAUGACCAGCCCUUACGAGAUCAACCUCAUGGACGAACUUACCCUGCGCGGAAUUACACAAUACUACGCCUAUGUCGAGGAGAAGCAGAAGGUCCACUGUCUCAACACUCUCUUCUCCAAGCUACAGAUCAACCAGUCCAUCAUCUUCUGCAACUCGACCAACCGCGUCGAGCUUCUUGCCAAGAAGAUCACCGAACUCGGCUACUCAUGUUUUUACAGCCAUGCUAAGAUGGCCCAGCAGGCUCGUAACCGCGUGUUCCACGACUUCCGCAACGGCGUCUGCCGUAACCUCGUCUGCUCCGAUCUUUUGACCCGCGGCAUCGACAUCCAGGCGGUGAACGUUGUCAUCAAUUUCGAUUUCCCGAAGAAUGCCGAGACGUACCUUCACCGCAUUGGCCGCUCCGGUCGGUAUGGCCAUCUUGGUCUGGCUAUCAACCUGAUCAACUGGGACGAUCGGUUCAACCUGUACAACAUUGAGCGCGACCUCGGCACCGAGAUCCAACCGAUUCCCCAGACCAUUGACAAGAGCCUUUACGUGUACGAGAAUCCCGAGAGCAUCCCUCGGCCGAUCUCCAACUUCAAGGCUGGUUCGACCCCGCAGCAGCAGUUCCCCCAGCAGCAGUUCCCGCAACAGCAGUUCCCCCAGCAACUCCAAACCCAACAACAAGACCAACAACAGCUGCUGCCACAACAGCAGCAGCAACCGCAGAACCCGCCGGUGGAGUCGCAGUCCCCAGUACCGCAACCGGGCGACUGGCAAGGACAGGGCCGUCAGAACGGUUCUGGCCCUCAAGGCCGCGGAGGGUUCCAGGGUCACCGCGGGCCCUCUGGUGGCCACCGUGGUGGGCGUUCCCGCGGCUUCCAGCAAGGACAAGGUGGACGCCAGAACUACGGUGGCCACCGCGGCGGUCGUCCGCAGGGCCAGAGUCAGCCCGCGUCUCCUGCUCAGCAAGCCUAACUUUCCUUCUUCCGCAUCUCUCAGGGGUGUUGGGAGGAGGCGGCGCUAGGAGUCAGGGGGCUGUGUCUUAUUUUGUCUGUUUCGGAUUGUACAUAUUGCUCGUUCUUUUUCCCCCCCCACACGCAUCCCUUCCGAUAGGGAGUAGCCGGUUAUCCAAUCCGCCCGGCUCCGAUUCUUAUGAAAUCUUUUCGACAGCCGCCAGUCGCU
This is a messenger RNA of Chaetomium fimeti, 2324 nucleotides long. RefSeq names its product P-loop containing nucleoside triphosphate hydrolase protein. The transcript has 3 exons. Gene Ontology annotation, cellular component: cytoplasmic stress granule; P-body. Gene Ontology annotation, molecular function: ATP binding; RNA helicase activity; mRNA binding. NCBI's taxonomy places the organism in Eukaryota, Fungi, Ascomycota, Sordariomycetes, Sordariales, Chaetomiaceae. Gene Ontology annotation, biological process: P-body assembly; cytoplasmic stress granule assembly; negative regulation of translation. Bases 438 to 2117 code for a protein of 559 amino acids. The record is from RefSeq and is a predicted model, not a curated record.